Molecule: messenger RNA, 3042 nt
Organism: Oryzias melastigma (Indian medaka)
Lineage: Eukaryota; Metazoa; Chordata; Actinopteri; Beloniformes; Adrianichthyidae
Product: tumor necrosis factor receptor superfamily member 10B
Exons: 10
Coding region: 512-1855 (447 amino acids)
Biological process (GO): TRAIL-activated apoptotic signaling pathway; positive regulation of apoptotic process
Cellular component (GO): plasma membrane; cell surface
Molecular function (GO): protein binding
Source: RefSeq, a predicted model, not a curated record
AGAAGUACAUUUAAGCUUUCUUGCCCAGAUCAUGUGGUUACACAUUAUUUUAUUUGGUUAAUGUAUGAAAAUAGGGUUUAACUUUAACUAAACAUGCUUACAAAGCAUUCCCGCUUCGUGAAAAACGCAACAAUAAAUCGUAAAUAAAUGAUUUUGUUAACCAAAAAAUGUUGUUUUCCUUGACAAACUUUACUGCUUAAUUAUUGUUCCAAACUGGAGCGUCCUGAUUGGCUCGUGGGCGUAAUGACGUCACACACAGUUCUCAGCGCGAGGAGAGAGAGAGGGAGAAAAAAAAAAAACUAGUCCCCCUCAUUCGCUCUCAGACCGUCUGUCCCGGCUGUCGCCAGGAGGAAAGCUCGUCAAAGUUCCGAGCGAAUUCAUGAAGGAAACGGAUUGUGGUUCGCUUUCGUGAGUUUGGGUCCGUUUCCCUGCACUGUGAGUUCGGGUUUGAGACUCUCUUGACGGGCGGUGUGUGACGCGAAUCGCCUGGGAUUGACUUGAAGUUCCCAAGAUGAACUUCGGACCGGUGCUCGGGGGACUCUGGGUGGCGGCGCUCUUCACGGGCUUCGUUUGCCACGCCGCAGAACCCCCGGCAUCUCAGCGGUCCGGCAGCGACCACCGAAACGCCACGCUCCGGCAGCACCGGACGCAGUGCGUGGAGAACCAGCAGUACCCCCACCAGGGGCUGUGCUGCCUCAACUGCCAGGCCGGAACGUUUGUGAAGAAGCCCUGCGACAGAAACCAGCAGCAGGGGACAUGCGAGCCCUGCGAGCACGGCCAGACGCACACCGAGCACUCCAACGGGAUGAACCGCUGUCUGCCGUGUAACCACUGUCGCCAAGAUCAGAUUGAAGUUGCGGCGUGCACCGUGACAACUAACACCAGGUGUGAGUGCAAACCGGGCACAUUCUGUGCUCCGGAGCAGGCCUGCGAAGUCUGCAAACGCUGCGCCAAGUGUAAAGCAGGCGAGGAGGAGGUGAAGAAGUGCACCCCCUUUUCUAACACCGUUUGCCAAAAACGGGGCCCAUCCUCCACCGAGCCUGCGCCGGUGCGCCCCUCCCCGACCUCAGCGUCAGCCUCUCAAACCAACCUGGUCAUUUAUGUCUUUAUCUUCCUCUUCGUUGCACUCGUUGUCUGUGUUGCUAUCUGGUGGUUUAAAGGCAAACCGUCGUGUCAAACUUCAUGUGUGAAGAGUCACUGUCAGAGCAGCGAAAUCGUCAAGAUUCCCAUCGACGAGACCACAAACAGUCCGGAGGAGCGGCAGAACAACCAGAACUCGGGUUUGGAGUGCGAGGAGCCCCGCCCCGAGUCACGACCGCUCCUGCAGGAGACGCAGGUCGGGAUGACCAAGGCCUCCCCUCCGCUGGAAGACGAGGACCGAGGACUCGGGGACAGCUUGCCCAACACGACCAGUUCGUCUCAAACCAGUCUGUCGGCGCUGCCCCCCACUGCUGCGUCCUCGGGUAGCACCCCGCGCCACAGCCCCUCGGCCUUCCGACAGCUGCCUGCUGACAUGGAUGACCCCCUAAAACAUCGACUGGUGCCUCUACUAGGGUCGGAGAAGUCCUUAAGGAAGAGCUUUGACCUGUUCGAUGAGUAUCUGGACGUUCGGAUCCACAACAAGUUCUUCAGACUGAUCGGCAUCAGCGACAACCACAUUCGGAUCGCGGAGAACGGCGCCGCCGCCGACAAAGUCUACGAACUGCUGAAGAACUGGAUGCAGAAGCAGGGACUGAAGGCCGACAUCAACAACCUGCUGGACGCUCUGCUCAGUCUGGACCAGCGCCGCUCGGCGGAGAGCAUCGCCUACGAGGCCCUCAAGAAGGGCUACUUCAGGCACGCCGACGUGCUGUGAAAGACGCAACAAAACGGACGUGACUCAGGCUACACUUCGCCACGGCGGAGCAGCUUCAAGAAGCCAGUAGAUUUGAGGAGAAAAAAGAAAAAAAAGGGGAAAGUGGAUCUGGAUUUGAGACUUUUUCUCCACAAGGAGCCAAAAUAAUUCAGGCAACGGCUGCAUCCUUGAAACUUUUUUUUUCAGAACUCUGUAAAGUCUGCGGCUGUGUUUCUACUCAUCUGGUUCUCCUGCCAGAUCCAAAGACACUACCAGGAGGAAAUACACUGGUUUGUUGGAGUGGCAUUAGCUAGGCCACCGAAACCGUGCUCGUUUUCAUGCACUGACCUUCGGCACAUGUAGGAUUUAAGUCAAGACGAUUUCGGCUUCCGUUGUUUCAUUUCAGACGUUUUUCUUCCUGACAGGAAAAGACAGAACGUUCGUCCUUACUAAUCGCAAAAGUUCUCCUCUUCUGUCCACAAAAUAAUGUUGUAACAUGGAGAACUUCAGAGGUCAUUUUAUUUAUUGAUCUAUUUAUUAAAGUGGAUAUUUAUGCAGUUGCCAAACACAAACUACUCUGGAAAGCAGCCGUCGUCGGCGCCAAAUGACUGAAUUUUUCAAGUUCUUCCGCGAGUUUGUUCACGACGGCGUUGAAACACUCGUGAAUCUUUUUAUUUUUUUUUUUAGCAGUUCAUGUCGGGCGCGAGUACAGGUACGGCUCGUCUCAAUUGGACCAGAUGAAGGAAACCCCCCCCCCUCAGAGCCUCACCAAGUGUGUACAUAUGUGUCAAUACAGUAAAGAGGCAGAAACGUUGGGUUUUCACGCCCGUUUUCUCAUGUAUAAAAGUCAGAGUUCUAUAUUGUUAAAGUGAUGCUACAGUGCUGGCACUGCCGACAAAGAAACUGCACCCGGCAUCAGUUUCUGGGGCUAUUUCAAGCCCCGCCCCCUCACCUCUCUCCACCAAGUGAACGUGUUUUCCUACAGCAGCUGUGAAUGUGCUGCUGUUUGUACCAUAUGGAGUGAAUGUGUGAGCGAACGUGUGCGAUUGUGAGUUUUUUUAAUGUCCGUUUUUACACACUUUCAUUGUGUAACUACUCUUCUGUUACUGUUUCUGUCCUCGUUAUUGUUUGAUUGCCAUGAAAUUUCAGAUAUAAAUGUGUCACAACAGUUUUUACAUGGAUUUCGAAUAAAUAUUUUGUACAGAAAA